AUGCGAACGACUCGUGUAGUUAUUCCUAUCACGAGCAGAAUUCACCUCUCGAGGGCAACAGUUCUGCAGCGAAGGGUCUCAUUUAUCUGGAACGCGCUUGGAGGAAACAUCGCCAAGCAUAUACAUCCAGCGGUAUGGGUGGACACUGUGAAGAAGUCCUCCCUUUGUGAGUUGCAGAUUAUUAACUCCGAGUACUAUGCCCCCUUGAACUACCCCCGAACCCUGGAUGAAGCCAAGGAGCGUCUCCGCGUACAAGCAGAACACACCGCCCAGUAUGCCAGUGCUCUGGCGGAAGACUUCCAGCGCAAAGCCGAGCAGUUUGAAAUGUCCGGUUUAUCGAACGAGGAAUUCGAGGAAGAAAUUGACAAGAUGGGUCAAGAAGCAAGGGAGGACAUCAAUAGACAUAUAGAAGAAACCACUAAAUAUCUGAAGGCUUUCAUGAGGCACAUCUCUAGGACAGAAAUGGGAGAGGCAAGAAGGCGGCUGUUGAUGGAUUGUGCCAAAGAGGCUUUUCAUGCCGCGUGGAAAGCUCUCGACUGCUUCCUCUUGAUCUGUGUGGAGAUUCAACAGAGACUAUUGGGGGUUGUAGAAGAAUCACAAUGGGUGGCUCAGGCAACUAGAUGGUCGGUUAGGCGCGCUCUCUCUCAUAUACGGCAGGUCCUCCAGGAGGAUGUUCACUCGAUAUAUGGUUGGUGA
Molecule: messenger RNA, 696 nt
Organism: Aspergillus bombycis
Lineage: Eukaryota; Fungi; Ascomycota; Eurotiomycetes; Eurotiales; Aspergillaceae
Exons: 3
Coding region: 1-696 (231 amino acids)
Source: RefSeq, a predicted model, not a curated record